AUGAAUGGAUUGAAGUUAUGUAACUUCCGUCGAGAUAUCCUUUUAUUGAGUCGGUUGACUGUGCUUGAUUUAAGCAAUAAUGAAAUAGAGAAGAUUCCGCAUGAAUUUGGUAGAAUGACAAACCUGUGUGAGCUAAUUUUAUCCAACAAUAAUUUGGGUGUACCUAAUAUUUCUGAUUGGAGAUGGUUAUUAGGACUUCAGAUUAUACGGACAUUGAAACUGUUAGAUCUAAGUGGUAACAAGCUAAAAGGUCUUCCCAAUGAUAUAUGGAAACUGCGCAAUUUAGUUACUUUAAAAUUAUACAACAAUGAACUUGAAAGAAUACCAGCAUCCUUAGGACGAUUAAAGAAUCUUAGGUACUUAACAUUAAGCCAGAAUAUUUUAAAAUCUUUACCCUGCAGUCUAAUGCAGUGUCGAUUUGAGCUGUUGGAUAUUUCCAUGAACAAAUUUGAAAACAGAGAGACAUUGAUGAAACCAAAGCUUUCCUCACAGUGGGAUUUUUGCAUUGGCAGUUUACUACACAUAGCAGCAAAAGUGGUUUUAAAAUACAACAUUUAUUAUGCCCCUAAUAUCAUACCUAGAACAUUGACAGAAACUCUGGAUAAUGCAAAUUUGUGUGUUUGUGGCAGGCCUGUUUUAAAUAAUAUAUUUAUAAUUAAACAAUUUGACUGUAGAGAUUGUUUUAGAUCAGCUACUAUUACUAAUGAUAAUGUGAAUCAUGCUCUUGACUUUGAAUGUUAUUUUUGUUCGUCAAAGUGUCUGAUGAAAUACAAUUAG
Messenger RNA from Leptosia nina, 777 nucleotides. The record is from the annotation of a GenBank genome assembly. NCBI's taxonomy places the organism in Eukaryota, Metazoa, Arthropoda, Insecta, Lepidoptera, Pieridae.